Molecule: messenger RNA, 2089 nt
Organism: Triplophysa rosa
Lineage: Eukaryota; Metazoa; Chordata; Actinopteri; Cypriniformes; Nemacheilidae
Gene: hsd11b1la
Product: hydroxysteroid (11-beta) dehydrogenase 1-like a
Exons: 6
Coding region: 376-1260 (294 amino acids)
Cellular component (GO): intracellular membrane-bounded organelle
Molecular function (GO): oxidoreductase activity
Source: RefSeq, a predicted model, not a curated record
AUGUUCAUGGUGUUUUUUCAUAAUGGUGAAUUGUACGAGUGACGACAUGACCCAAGCGCUAACUAGUGCACUUGCGACUAUUUCAUAUCCAUUGUAUAACUUUUCCCAUUAAUGCCAUUUUUUAUAUUUUUUAUCCCAACAACAGUAACAAUAAUAAAAACAACAUCCAACCAUCAUAUUAAGCGUUAUUUGGAGUGUGAAUUAACUGCUUCCAAGGUUAUUAUAAACUGCAGUUAAAUCGGAUUGUACUUUGGCAUAGCCCCACCUGUCGGACUUUUUCUCUUUCGACACUCAGGAUCCGGUUUUACCGGUUCUUUUCUUUUAUCGACUACUGGCUUGCUUCGUUUCGUGUUGAACGUUUACGGUUAUCCAACAAUGAAGUUUUAUACGAAGUUAUUUUUACUCUGCAGCCUUGGAGUCGCUUUCAUUGCGGUUCAAUGGAGCGGCUCGUCUUUUCAUGCAGAGUCUUUGAAAGGUGCCCGGGUGCUGGUGACUGGUGCCAGUACUGGGAUCGGUGAGCAGUUGGCAUACCACUAUGCCCGCUUGGGAGCCCAACUUGUUCUAACAGCGAGAAGGGGAAAUGUCUUAGAACAAGUUGUGAACAAGUGCCUGGAAAUGGGCGCACAGAAAGCCUUGUUUAUCCCAGCAGACAUGGCCAAUCCUGCAGAUUCGGACCGUGUGGUUCAGUAUGCCAUCGACCAGCUUGGGGGGCUGGAUUUUUUGGUUUUGAACCAUAUCGGGCCAAGUCCAUAUGGAAUGUGGGAUGGAGAUGUGGAGCACACUCGAUGGUUAUUACAGGUAAAUUUUCUCAGUUAUGUCCAGAUGGCUAAGAAAGCUUUGCCAACACUUGAAAAUAGCAACGGAUCCAUAGUUGUCGUUUCCUCCCUGCUGGGAAAAGUAAGUAACCCUUUUGAGUUGCCUUACGCUGCAACUAAAUUUGCGCUGAAUGGAUUCUUCGGUGGUCUGCAACAUGAACUAGCGAUGCAAGGAAGCAAUGUCUCUGUGACUAUCUGCACACUCGGCCUUAUCGACACAGAGACCGCAAUGGAAAAAAUCAAAGGUUACAUCAAUAUCACCGCCUACCCCGCACACGAAGCCGCCUGGCACAUCAUUGCAGGUGGAGCGUCUCGGCAGACGGAGGCCUAUUACCCCUGGUACACCUACUACGUGUGUCUCUUUAGGGAUUGGUUUCCUUAUGUAAGGGAUCUGGUGAUUCGAAAUUCCUACACGUAUAAUCCACAAGCUGUAGGGAAUCAGUGAGUGAAAGAUUUCAAUAGAAAUCUGUCUGUGGAAGGACACAUGAAACAAUAAAACACUCCAAUUCCACUCCACUAUUCUUAUCGAUAUAAAAAAUGAAAAUUGCUUAUGUGAAGAUAAGACUUUUAUAAUGUAUGUUUAUAUACUUUUAUGAGUUUAAAUGUUGUUUACAUUCAUGCAUUUUACCGUGUAUAUUCAUAAAUUGUGUAAAAAUGAUUUUAAGCACUAAUUGGCACUAGUCCUAUCAAAAAUAAUGGCUAAAAAGACAAAUAACCUUAAAAACUAAGCGCCGGCUAAAAAUGAAAACUGCUUCUGUGAUGAUGUUUUAUUGUAAUUUACUUCAAUUCACGUUUAUAUGUAUAAAUGUUGUUUACAUUGUUGUAUUUUUACCAUAGACGGUUUUAGCGGCAACAACAUAAACAAACGUUAUGUGUCCCAAACUUAACUUCCCAUAGACUCCCACAAACAAUCAAUAACUGUUAAGUUAUAAAGUAAUUUAAUACAAUUAAUAACCAAUAAAAUACUAAUAUAAUUGAAUAUUAAUAUAAAUUGAUUCUAAAAUAAAUUGUUAUAUUAUAACCAAACACAGACCGGAAGUUAACAUCAGGGCAGGCUUGUAAUGACAAUUUGCCACUAGCCCUAUCUAUAACAAUGGCUAAAGAAGCUCAAAAAUCCUAAAAUACAGAGCUAAAUAUAAAAAUUGCAUCUGUAAAGAUGUUUUACGUUCAUUUACUUCAUUUUAUGUGUUUAUGUAAUUUUAAGAGCAUAAGCGUUGUUUACAUGUUUACUGUAUAUAUAUUCCUAAAUUGUGGCAGCAUAAUAUAUAUAUAUA